Diprion similis is the source of this 1293-nucleotide messenger RNA. RefSeq lists its product as uncharacterized. The coding region runs from base 1 to 1293 and encodes 430 amino acids. Gene Ontology annotation, molecular function: DNA binding; nucleotide binding; DNA-directed DNA polymerase activity. The transcript has a single exon. Gene Ontology annotation, biological process: DNA replication. The record is from RefSeq and is a predicted model, not a curated record. Lineage: Eukaryota; Metazoa; Arthropoda; Insecta; Hymenoptera; Diprionidae.
AUGGAUGGUUCCCGGUUGGCCACCCGACGGUCUACGUUGGAGAGGGAGGAGUGUAAGCUCCUGACAAAGGCGAGCGGUUGCGUCAUCACGCGAGUCGAGGGGUUGAUCAAAUGUCGAGUUUUACCGCCGCGCAAUCUUUAUCACCCUGUUUUGCCGGUGCGCAUGCAUGACAAACUCAUGUUUGCUUUGUGCCGCUCAUGUUGUCAGAGUUUGCGUCAGGGCGAGUGUAAACAUGAUGACGAGGCCGCGCGAGAAUUCGAGGGCACGUGGGUGUCCGUUGAAUUGAAAAAAGCCGUGGAGAUGGGCUAUAAGAUCAAGAGCAUUCGCGAAAUCUGGCAGUAUACGGUAACAUCUUUUAAUCCGACUACUUGUCAAGGUGGGCAUUUCGCCGACUACAUCGACACCUUCCUCAAAAUUAAGCAAGAAGCAAGCGGCUGGCCUGCUGAAUGCGAGGACGAGUCGGCUCAAAUGCGGUACCUCGACAAGUACGAACGUGUCGAGGGUAUACGGCUAGAUCGCGACCGUAUUGCAAAGAAUCCCGGUAUGCGAUCGGUCUCUAAAUUAUGUCUAAACUCAUUUUGGGGUAAGUUUGGGCAACGUGAGAACCUAGUAAAAACGGAGGUUGUCAAGACGCGACAGCAGCUGCUCGAGCUUUUGACCAACCCUGAAGUCGAGGUGCCCGGUUUGCUGCCUGUAAACGACGAUGUACUGUACGUGCGUUGGUCGCACGCGCAACACAGCGUUAAACCGUCAGCACUGGCGAACGUCAUGAUUGCCGCGUACACCACUGCUCAGGCUCGGCUGAAGCUCUACUCGUACCUCGAGAAGCUCGAUCGGCGCGUUCUCUACUACGAUACCGAUUCAGUGAUUUAUACCCGGAACCACCACCGACCAAACGCGUAUGAACCUCCUACGGGUAACUUCCUUGGCGAUCUAACGGACGAGUUGGAGCCUUACGGCCGUGGGAGCUUUAUACGGGCUUUUGUCUCUGGGGGACCAAAGUUCUACGCUUUCAUCGUCAAACGUCCGAAUGGUGAAGAGGUUGAAAUUUGCAAGGUAAAAGGUAUAACGCUGAAACACACGGCGAGCUCAAAAAUUAACUUCGAGGCCAUCAAAGGGACGGUGGUAGAAGCCGCUGCACCCAUCAAUUUGGAGUAUCGUGCUGUUCGCCGUACGGAACUGCACGCAGUGGUGACUCGCACCGAGUGCAAAACGUGCAAGCCAGUAUUCGCGAAAAGGCGUUGCUGCGUCGACAGUUUCGACACGCUGCCCUACGGUUACCGCGCUGGGUGA